This is a messenger RNA of Gadus morhua (Atlantic cod), 1687 nucleotides long. RefSeq names its product cellular communication network factor 4a (gene ccn4a). Gene Ontology annotation, biological process: positive regulation of cell differentiation; signal transduction; cell adhesion. Gene Ontology annotation, molecular function: integrin binding; heparin binding. The transcript is spliced from 5 exons. The coding region runs from base 224 to 1312 and encodes 362 amino acids. Gene Ontology annotation, cellular component: extracellular region; extracellular matrix. Lineage: Eukaryota; Metazoa; Chordata; Actinopteri; Gadiformes; Gadidae. The record is from RefSeq and is a predicted model, not a curated record.
CGAAAACUGCCUCAAGUAUGCGAAGCUCUUCCCGGGACCUGACGUCAGCGAGGACUUGUUAAUAUGAGCGGCAGCCAGCGGCCAGCAGGCCCAGUGGAGGGAGAGAAGGUGGAGGGAUGACAGCGGAGGCUGAAUGAUGCACAAGACCUGCGGAGAACGACGUGUUUUCGUCCUGAAACGGGACUGAUUCUGGAUCCAAUGUAUAGUCCAUUCCUGGUCAGUGAUGAGUUGGCUCCUGUUGUGGAUUCUGUUAGAAACCGGGUUUCAUCAGACCACCUCCCAGAACGCCACCGCCAUGCCGCCCUCCGCCACCGUCUCCAUGACGACGAUGGAACCGUACAACCGCACGCAGUUCUGCACGUGGCCAUGCGACUGUCCCCAGACACCGCCCGCGUGCCCGACGGGGGUCAGCCUGCUGGUGGACGGCUGCGACUGCUGCAAGGCGUGCGCACGGCAGGUCGGCGAGUCGUGCAACGAGGCGAACACCUGCGACUACCACAAGGGCCUGUACUGCGACUACAGCUCGGGCGCGCCGAGGUACGAACAAGGAUUGUGUGCAUACAUGGUGGGCACGGGGUGCGAGCACGACGGGGUGAUCUACCGCAACGGCCAGAGCUUCCAGCCCAGCUGUAAGUACCAGUGUGUGUGCGUGAACGGGGCCAUCGGCUGCGUGCCGCGGUGCACCGACUCCCAGCCGCCCCGCGUCUGGUGCCUCACCCCGCGCAGGGUCAAGGUGCGUGGCCAGUGCUGCGAGCGCUGGAUCUGUGACGAGCCCAGGAGGGGGCGCAAGACCACCCCCCGCCACGCCUUGGAGGCAGCCCCGGCGCAGAGCAUGAGCUGGCAUCAGAACAACUGCAUCCCCCAGACCACGGCCUGGGGCCCGUGCUCCCAGACGUGUGGCCGCGGCCUGUCCCUCCGCGUCUCCAACGCCAACCAGCGCUGUGAGAUGGUCAAGGAGUCCCGCCUGUGUAACCUGAGGCCCUGUGAAGUGGACAUCACCAAACACAUCAAGCCGGGAAAGAAGUGUCUGAACAUCUACCGGGAGGAGCAGGCCUUCAACUUCACCAUCUCAGGCUGCGUCAGCACGCGGCUCUACCGGCCCAAGUACUGCGGCGUGUGCACCGACGACCGCUGCUGCAGCCCCUACAAGUCCAAGACUAUCGACGUGGAGUUCCUCUGCCCCAACGGCUCCAGCCUCACCUGGAAGGUCAUGUGGGUGCAGGCCUGCUUCUGCAACCUCAGCUGCAGGAGCCCCAACGACAUCUUCGUGGACCUCGAGAGCUACUAUGGCCACCCAGAGGUCAUGAACUAAGGUCUCGCUCAACCAUUUUGUUAUGAACAAACCCCCAAAAGUAGUUUGUUUUUUUAUGGCUUGUUUGCCCUUUUUAUUAGUCCUUUGCUUCCAUUGCUUCCACAUUAGUCCUUUAUAUAUUUAAUAUAUAUGUUUUUGUAUAAGUGUAUACUUUUUUCCCAUUGGAAAAUGUUUGUAAAUAAGAAAUAUACACAUUUCCGGAAGGGACAUUUUAAAGGCAUGUGAUUUUAAGCAACAUCUUUUUACUACUUUUUGGGGGGGUGGAAUUGUUAGGCUAAUAACAAUAGCCUGCUAACAACUGUGCGUCAUAUGACAUAGUUAAUUUAUUGAUAUAGAUUGCAUAUGAAAUGAAUAAAAAAAAUACAUGAAUAUCUA